Molecule: messenger RNA, 2529 nt
Organism: Owenia fusiformis
Lineage: Eukaryota; Metazoa; Annelida; Polychaeta; Sabellida; Oweniidae
Source: the annotation of a GenBank genome assembly
GCACCUCCUGACACUAAUUGUGACUGAAAUCGAGGCUAAGAAUUUCCACGUUUGGUGCAACAUAUUCACCGGUCAGUCUUGGAUCGGAAUAACCCAUCUUGGAGUAUGCCACCCAAGAAGAAGGUUGAGGAGGAGAAGCCAGCGAUAAUUGGUCGUGUUGGGACCAAUCUGAAAGUUGGAAUUGUUGGAUUGCCUAAUGUAGGGAAAUCCACAUUCUUCAAUGUGUUGACUAAAAGUCAGGCUUCAGCUGAAAACUUUCCAUUCUGCACUAUAGAACCAAAUGAAAGCAGAGUGCCAGUACCAGAUGCCAGAUUUGAUUGGCUCUGCAACUUUCACAAACCAUUAAGCAAAGUACCAGCCUUUCUUCAUGUGACUGACAUAGCUGGUCUUGUGAAGGGAGCAGCAGAGGGUGAAGGUCUAGGCAAUGCUUUCUUAUCUCACAUCAGUGCUUGCGAUGCCAUCUUCCACAUGACCAGGGCCUUUGAGGAUGAUGAUGUCACACAUGUAGUGGGUAAUGUGGACCCUGUUCGUGAUAUGGAAAUUAUACAUGAAGAAUUGCGACUCAAAGAUGAGGAGUAUAUUAAGAAACAAUUAGUUAGUUUAGAGAAAGUCUGUGGCCGAGGCAAUGACAAAUCUAAAAAGCAUGAAUGGGAUACAAUGAAAAAAAUUGAUAAAUUAGUGUGUGAUGAAAAGAAACGGGUUCGAAAUGGGACAUGGGAUGGCAAAGAAGUAGAAGUGCUGAAUCAACAUCUAUUUUUAACCUGUAAACCCAUGGUAUACUUGGUAAACCUAUCAGAAAAAGAUUACAUUAGGAAGAAAAAUAAAUGGUUGGUAAAGAUAAAGCAGUGGAUAGAUGAGAAUGACUCAGGAUCUGUUCUGAUACCAUUCAGUGGUGUGCUAGAGUUGAAGCUCUUGAAUAUGGAGCCUGAAGAGAGAGAGGCUUACCUCAAGGAAAAGGGAAUCACAAGUGGGCUGGAGAAGAUCAUCCUGAAUGGCUACAAGGCUUUGGGACUCAUGUAUUUCUUCACAUGUGGCGAGGAUGAGGUGAAAGCCUGGACCAUUCAGAAAAAUACGAAAGCCCCUCAGGCAGCUGGCAAGAUCCAUACAGACUUUGAGAAGGGUUUCGUCAUGGCUGAGGUGAUGGCCUAUGAGCAUUUUAAGGAAGAGGGAUCAGAAGCUGCAGUGAAGGCUGCAGGUAAAUAUAAGCAGAAAGGGCGGACUUACAUUGUGGAAGAUGGUGACAUUAUUUUCUUUAAGUUCAAUGCAGGAGCUGGACUUGGAGGGAAGAAAAAAUAGGACAAUUUGAAUUUUUCUUAAUAUUUAAGCAAUUGUUUUAUUUUAUGAUGUGUGGGAAGCUGUGUAAUGAAGUGAGUGAUAUUAACUGGAACAUUCUCGGAAAUAUAUCACUUGGUAAAAUUUGAGUGCAAAGAUAGAAGCAUGGCUUGAUGGCUUGAAAAACUUGAAAUUGAAUUAAGAUCCAACAUACAGCAGCUGUAUGCCAUUUUGUUAACUCCAAUCCUUUUAAGACAUUGGUCAACAAAAACAACAUUUUAUUUAAAUUAAUUCUCCCUUCUACUGUAAGACUUGGAAUAAAAUCAAUGGUUUAGUAUUCCUAGAGUAAGAUGACUGGAUAGUAUGGGCAUAAGUGAUAAAUUCUGCAUGUAUCCAACUAUGAAGUUAUUUGAACUUUUCUAUGAAACUAGUUUUUGACACCUCCCAGAUCACCAAGAAGUGUUGACAUAUAUUGUAAGCCACCUUUAAAGAUCACCAUUAACACCAAAACUUGCAUGAAUUAGAUGUGCCAACUCUCUGCCAUCAGUGAUCUUAUCAGUGUUCCUUUGACGAUGUACGGUAUUGUAUAUUCUCCGCAUGUUCAUCGCAAUAACAUGAUAAUCAAGAAUUGGUCCAUACUACCAUUAUGUUGCCGUUAAUUAUACAAUUAUUCGAACCAAAUGUGUCAUGUUAACAGUUGAUACUGUGUAUAGUACAAUAAACAUGUGAAUUUCCUAAUAUUUUCUGUUUAUUAAAUACAUUCCUAAAGUUUAGUGUUCUGUUCAAAAGAGAAAGUAAAUCCUCGAAAAAAUAUCCUUCCAGGUUAACUAAAAGUCCCACCAUACUAAUAUUUCCUAAAUAUCUAAUUCAAGAUUGAAAAAGCAAAAAUUGCUUCUCUUUAUUUAACUUUUGAGUGUGAGUGAUACCCUGGGCAUUUUUGAGUCACAAAGGUCUGUUGCACAUAUAAAGCAAAAAAUUUCCAACAUAUGUACAUUGCAGCAUGUUAUCAUGCAUCAUGGGUAUUUAUAUUAAAUGAAAAUCUUGUAAGAAUCAAAAAGGGUUAGCCUACACAAGUAUCCAAACAUUAAGUUCAAUGACAUGCCAAUGUAAUGUGGUUGUAUGAAUGUAUGAUUAUGGGUAAUGGUUAUGUAGAAUGAUAAUGGAAAAGAUGUAAAACAUUAACAAAAAGUGCCACCAGCUAAUCUUCACACUCAUUAAAUUAAAUGGUUAAAUAAGCUGUACCAAAAAAAAACUUUA